UCCAGGUAAAAAGUUUCUCUGCCUUUUAGCUAUAACCCGCACAUUUGGGCUCUGCUUUUGAUAAAAAGGGCAAAGAAAAUUGUUGAGGGUUUUGAAAAGGUCACCCCCACCGAAAAGAAGUAGACUCCCUCUCCUUUCCAAAUGUGACCCUUUGGCCUUCACAUUGUAUGUUUCUCUCUUCUUCUCUGCACUUCCCCCCUCCUCAGAGCCUUUCACAGUCAGUACACUCCAAUGUCAUCUUCGCAGCUCCAACACCUUUCAAUCUGCACGUUUCUUCUUCCUCUGCUUCUUUUCUCUGAGACCGUAUCUGCCGCUCUCCCCAUCGUUCCGAUUAAUGGGACGUGCCACGACACUUGCGGGUCCAUCCCCGUUAAGUUCCCCUUUGGCACUGGCUUCGGCUGUGGCCACCCUGACUUCUCCCGCCACGUGAGAUGCAGCAGCAGCUCCUCCCCCUCCUCGGGCACCCUCCAGUUCUCCACUGGCACUGGAAUUUACGACAUUUCCUCCAUCGACUACUCCGCCGGCACACUUAUCCUUGCUGAUCCUUUAAUGUCAACCUGCUCCUCAAUGCAGAACUCUGGCAGCUUCAGCCUCGACCGAGCGAGCCCCUUCACUCUGACGGACGACAACAUCUUCGUCCUCCUCGGUUGCUCCAGGACAUCCCCGGUGUUCGAUCCUGAUGAGAAUCUCUGCGACACCGGGUCGGUCACUCGGGUCUGCAAGGGGCUCUACUCUUGCAAGGCCGUGACUGAUAUCGGGCUCCAACAGAAUGGGCCCACAUCAACCUGCUGUGUCUAUGAGUCCCCGACAAGGUUCAGUUCCGGUGGUUACUCACUGGAUGUCCCGAAGCUGCAGUGCUCAUCCUACUCUGCAGUGUAUGGCUUUGGGGAUGAUCGGGGCAACCCCAUGAAGUGGAAGUUUGGCAUUUCUUUGAAGUAUAAUAAUUCGUCUUACACAGAUUCGUGCGAGGACUGUGAAUCGACCGGGGGGUUCUGCGGCUUCUCAGGUUUAGGCGAGUCUUUUGCUUGCAUUUGCCGCAAUGGUGUGAACAGCACCAAUAACUGCUAUGGAAGAGGUUAUGCUUGGAGUGGAGCCCCCGGACAUAAAAUUCAAACUGUAAUCAGUGCUGCAGGAUUCCUACUCUGGGGGAUUAUGCUUCUCAUUUGACAUGCAUCGGGCUCGCGAUUCUUUGAAUGCUCAAUGCGGAACAAAGGGCUUCAGCAAUUCCAGGAAGCUUUUACUUUUUGUCAAGUCAAGAUGUUUCGUAUCUCCGAGAAAAAUGAUACAUUCUUGAUCGAUUCUUAGUCUGGCAGGUUCUGCGACUGAUCUAUCGAUAAAGAAAGAAGUUAUAUGUGUAUGUACGGCUUUAAGAGGAAUUGAGCAUGAAUUGGUAGGGCGAGGAUUGUUUACUUAAGACUUGGUCUUGAAAAAAUCAUUAGGGGCUACUUUUCCGAGUUCUUGGUUUGCUUGUAGACUACAUAGCUACGAUUAACGAGUUACUUUGCUGAAUAGAUGCAGAUUUAUUA
Messenger RNA from Punica granatum (pomegranate), 1526 nucleotides. NCBI's taxonomy places the organism in Eukaryota, Viridiplantae, Streptophyta, Magnoliopsida, Myrtales, Lythraceae. The record is from RefSeq and is a predicted model, not a curated record.